Microtus oregoni (creeping vole) is the source of this 1942-nucleotide messenger RNA. It is a transcript of the gene Rpl22, whose product is annotated as ribosomal protein L22. The record is from RefSeq and is a predicted model, not a curated record. The transcript has 4 exons. Gene Ontology annotation, molecular function: structural constituent of ribosome; RNA binding. Gene Ontology annotation, biological process: cytoplasmic translation. NCBI's taxonomy places the organism in Eukaryota, Metazoa, Chordata, Mammalia, Rodentia, Cricetidae. Gene Ontology annotation, cellular component: ribosome. The coding region runs from base 40 to 426 and encodes 128 amino acids.
CGUAGUGCGCCCCCCUCCCUUUCUGCCUCCUCUGCCGCCAUGGCGCCCGUGAAAAAGCUUGUGGCGAAGGGGGGCAAAAAAAAGAAGCAGGUUUUGAAGUUCACCCUUGAUUGCACCCACCCUGUAGAAGAUGGGAUCAUGGACGCUGCUAAUUUCGAGCAGUUCCUCCAGGAGAGAAUCAAGGUGAACGGCAAAGCUGGGAAUCUCGGCGGAGGGGUUGUGACCAUCGAACGUAGCAAGAGCAAGAUCACUGUCACCUCCGAGGUGCCUUUCUCCAAAAGGUAUUUGAAAUAUCUCACCAAAAAAUAUUUGAAGAAGAACAAUCUCCGAGACUGGUUGCGUGUUGUCGCCAACAGCAAAGAGAGCUAUGAGCUGCGUUACUUCCAGAUUAACCAGGAUGAAGAGGAGGAGGAAGAUGAGGAUUAAGACGCAUUGGUCUGGAAUGUUUUGUAUUAAUUCAUAAAUAAAAUUUAGGAACAAAACCUGUGGUUUAUCAUUGUAUCUCUACAGUGUGGGUUGGACAGGAAAUUGGAGGUGACAGGCCUGGGCUGUAGCUGGUUGCUGCUUGUUUGUAUAUAGACAAUUAUCCAUUAGUAAUGCCCGAGUGCAGCGGGGCCAGCCUGUUGCAUCUGACCCUGCACACGGCAGCCGACUGAGGCUUAAAGGCCUGGCGCCUGUCUCAGCAGUGUGAGAAUACAGUGUGGUGCUCCUUGCUAAAAGCAAGCCGGUGAUGUCUGUGGAGCUUUCCUGGGAAAAUGACAGCCCAUAAAACAGCUUCCCAAGCUGUUCACCGUUGGGAGCCCUAACCUUUUUCCUUCUUGUAGAAAUAAGAGGUGGUUUUAGUGUUGCUGCUGCUUAUUCUGCCCUUUAUAGAAGGAUUUGUAAAUACGCUGGGCGUCCAUGCCUUUAGGGUGCUCUCUCCAUAGGAUAGGUGUGAGUCAGGUCAGCAAGGGCUAGUAGUGAGACUUAAAAUAUAUAUAAAGCCACAGCUUGUCUAAAUCUAUGUAACAAGCUGUUUUUCUAGCUUCCAGCAGAGGGUGCUGAAGACAGCUUCCAGAUGUUCCCUGUAGGGGAGCCCUUCGAUGCCUAGGACUCAGCAGGCUUGCAGGGAGGGAAUGUAAGUGCUGGAGGUCUUUGCUGUAAAGAAGAGGUUGCCCAGGAAAUGCUGUCACUGAAGGUCACAACUGGAUUUAGUGAUAAAAGUCUUAGCCUGGGGCUAUAGCCUGGUGGUGGAGCUCUUGCCUAACAAGCUCAAGUCCCUAGGUUCAAUUUCUUUGACAGCAAACUGUCCAAGCAGUGUGCACAGCAGACACUGGGACAGAGGAAGGCCUUGUCAAGGGUCACUUUGGAGAAGUUCCUUAGGGUAAUUCUCUGAAGGCAGAAUUGUGUAGGAGCAUCUUAACCGCCCUGCUUUCUAAUAACUGAUGUGUCUAAAGGUCUUGAUUACGGCCGCUGGCUACAGUUGAGGCCUGUGUUCUGUCUAUCAGCUGGACGUGAGAUGUCGGCCCUGCUCCACCUCCAAGGAAACAUGUUUCUGGGGUUGAGUUUGACAUAUUGAGGCUUUGCAAUCUCACUUGUAGCAAAAGUUCCAGCAUUUUCUAUUCUAUGCAAAUUUCUUAAAGCAGACUGUCUUGGUUUUCUUCUGUUCUUGUAGGAGGUAGCAUUUUCUUUAGACCUAAAUGUACAGCCCCUCAUUGUUAGAAUUCUUAGAUUUGUGACUUGGAUUUGCAGAUCUUUGUUGUGUUGAUGUUCCCAUGUGGUUAUUUCUAGUUUGGCUGUAAAAAAAAAAAAAAUUAACCCUGGGUUGAUUAGCACAUGCCUCUAGAAAAUGGUCCCAGAAUAACUGUAAUAAAAUGGAAACUCUGCGUUUUCUGCCCCUUUCUAAGCUCCUGUAUUUGAAUGUUCACGUUUUGUAUUAAAGUGGCUAAACGUGGCUACUGGC